This is a messenger RNA of Daldinia childiae, 1266 nucleotides long. RefSeq lists its product as uncharacterized. The record is from RefSeq and is a predicted model, not a curated record. NCBI's taxonomy places the organism in Eukaryota, Fungi, Ascomycota, Sordariomycetes, Xylariales, Hypoxylaceae. Gene Ontology annotation, molecular function: hydrolase activity, acting on carbon-nitrogen (but not peptide) bonds. The transcript is spliced from 4 exons. Bases 1 to 1266 code for a protein of 421 amino acids.
AUGUCUCCAGCAUUACUUAUCAAAGACGUCCGCAUCUUUGACGGCGAAAGAGAGAUUCCAUCUGGCAGUGUACUUGUGGAAAACGGCUUGGUCAAGCAAGUGGCAGAAGGAUCACUUACCGCACCAGACUCAGCUACCAUUGUCGUUUCCAAAAAAGGACAUACACUACUCCCUGGACUUAUCGAUGGCCAUAUUCACGCAGAUGUCGACGAUGAAGGUUCAACACUAAGGCAGUUUUUGAAGUUUGGCUUUACUACUGUCUGUGAUAUGCACCAGGAGGCCGAGAACAUCGGCAAACUAAGGGAACAAGCUGCAAAGGACUCGGAUUCGGCAGAUUACAAGACUGCCAGUCAAGCUGCAACUGUAUCUGGAGGGUGGCCGACGCCUGCUAUAUUAGCCCAUGAUAGCUCGGAUGAGACUAAAGCUCGAAUUGCUGCCUGGCCAAAUAUAAAGAGUAAAGUUGAUGUGGACGCUUUCAUUCAAGAUCGCCUCAAUGACAAGGUGGAUUACAUCAAGUUGAUACAUGAAGAUGGCAACGGUCUGUCCAUGAAGCCUACAUUGAUACCCGUGGAGCUUCAGAAAGCCAUCGUCGAAGCCACCCACAAGAAUGGCCUUCUCGCAGUUGCACACGCUUUGAGUCUGAAAGGGACAAUAGAAAUGUUACAGGCUGGCGUCAACGGGAUGGUGCACACCUUCUUCGACCGGCCACCUACAAAGGAAGUAAUCGACGCAUACCUAUUGAACAAUGCAUACUGUAGCCCAACCCUAGUGACGAUCGCCAGCUUGACCUCGGAAGGGCUGAAAGAGCAACAGAAAUACUGUCAAGAUCCUCGAGCCCACAAGCACCUAAGCGACCAAAGUAAAAAGAACCUUCACAGAUGCAUGGCACUCAGCGACAGCGCGGCAAAAGUUGCAUACGCUUACCAAAGUGUAAGGGAGCUGAAAGCUGCCGGAAUCGACAUUGUAUUGGGAUCUGACUCUGCUGGCCCAGCACACGGAACUGCUUUUGGCCUUACUGCACACCAGGAGUUAGCCGUGCUGGUUAAAGAAUGCGGCUUCACUCCGAAGGAGGCACUAAGUGCAGGGACUGCGCUAGUAGCCAAGAGAUUGCGUCUCAACGACAGAGGAAGAAUUGCUAAAGGGCUCAGGGCGGAUCUAGUCUUGGUGGAGGGUAAUCCUCUCGAGGAUAUCGACCACACGCUUAACAUCCGGGGUGUGUGGAAGAAGGGUGAUCUUUGUUCAGCGUAUAAGGGAAUUACAGCGUAG